UUCUAAUUCAAAGUUGAAAUAUAUGAAAUUAACUAUUUUUUAAAAUUACAAAGCACUAUAAAAAAUAUUAUUAAUUGAAUGCUUUAUCUGCAUAAAUCAUAAAACUUCUAAAAACCUCAAAGAAUGAAUUUUUUAUCGGAAAAAUAAAGAAAAAACUUUCCUUUUUUUGCCUCUAUUUUUUUUGUCGGGAAGUGGGGUGAUAGAAAUAUGUCAAUAUCCCAUACACCUUGGGCUGAUAAUAAUAAUAAUCGUAAGAACAAAACCGUUAUUAAGAUCAUAAUCAUAACACACCAUAGUAGAACAUUAUUAUUAGUAGAAAAAUUGUUUACUGGCACUGACCCGAUCGAAACCUCUACCCUGAAGCAUCUGUACGAGUCUCACUAUCUCAUCAUUCUCAUCAGUCUUCCAGCCCUAUCUUCCCACCUCCCAACGUCGUUGCAAAGCACUCGUAGACAUCUAAGAUCAAAAAGAUCACCAAUGAUCAUAAUCUCGAGCAUUUUGACCUCUAAACUCUCUCCUUAUAACAAUCGCAAUUACCAGUAUUCUUCGAGUCUUUUAACCGUAAAUUUCUUGAAUUUCCUGCUUUGGCAUUUAUUGACUUUAGUAAAUGUAAGCGUAUACGAGCAGUAUAAAUUUAUAACCGAUAUUCCCGAUAUCAGCGGAGACUCAAGAAAUUCUACCAUCGUCUCCUCCCAUGACAAGGAAGAUGAUUACGCUAUAGAAGAAUAUUUUCUUUAUGAUGAAUUGGACAAACACGAAGAUUACCUGACAGAUAUCUUCUCAAAGAUCCCGCUUAACGUUCCCCAUAUUCUCAAAAUUCCUAAAGUAGUUGUUAAUCAAGAUCCCAGCAGAGUCAAAGAUGGAUCGAAUAAUACUGAAUUCCUCGCAUCUUUACUCGCUUACAACACAUACAAAAGAAAAAGAUAUAAGAAAGUAGUUUUUCCUAAUUUUUACAAGAUGCCCCAGGGCAAGAUGGGAAAUUCUACCUUAUAUUCUUUUAAUAGUAGUACACCUAUUUCUUACAGUCAUCUUUAUACCAAAAAACCGAUAUCAUAUUCGAAGCAAUUUAUUCCGCCACGCUCCACCGCGGUUUACGAUAAUCAUAAUCGCGUAAGAAACGUUGGGAGGCGUCAGCAUUUACCCGCUAAAAGUAAGGCUACAAAGACAAUAAGAUCUCACCCGGCCGCUAAACUCACGGUUAAAAAAGCUUUGAACGACAAAGAUGAAACUGUCGUUAAUAUUUCUAACGAAAAUAUAAAACCGUCAUCUGGUUUAAUCACUAAAAUCCCGAAAUCAAAGAUCAUCCCUCUAGACGCCGUUAAAAAUUCUACUACCUUUCCUCCAACGGGAAAUAAUUUAUCGACAAAUACGAAUAAUAACAACCUAUCAGCUGUUACUACCCAUAAGAAUAUAACAACCAUUUUCAAAAAGAAAACGGAUCCAAAUUACGUUGGCGGCAGAAAUAAAUCGUCAAAUGUGGCCUCAAUGACUGCUCAUAGAGAGAACCAAUCUGGCCGGUCAGAAGUUGAUAAAGUGACCGAGUUUCUCAAGAUAGUCGAAGAGUACGAAAACGACGCCCAACACUGUAAGGCGGGUACUACGGUUAACUUAGGCGAUGGAGUCAUAGACCAAUACGGACUCAAGAGAUAUUACUCUCAGGCGUUAAUAGCGGUCAAUAGGGCUAACCUGCUGACUAGGUUAUGGCGGUACGCUCCCAAGGAAGUUCUAGAUAGCGAAUUCCUCCUCUACAGCUUAGUGAGAUCGAUGGUCGAAUCCGACGUAAAUAUUUUCGCCGCGGGAAAUUGCUACGAUAAAUACGAAUACAAGGAUUAUUAUUUGUUCUGCCCUUUUUCUCAUUAUUUGCCGGACGGAAAGCGUAUCUUGGUAAAAGAUCUGAGCGUGCAAUACAAAUACAUGGGGAACGAAUCUGAGUGGUUCCAUAGCUCUAAGAUGUGGGCCAAAAAUUUAAGUCGAUUUCAGAAGCUUAAAGGUGUGUAUAAUAUGCGGUAUAACGGGUCAGCUGACGCCCCAGAGGAACGGGAAGAAAUAUUAGCCGUCACCUACAAAGACGGCCAUUGGAGCAAACCAUAUUUCGAUUGCGGAGGCGGAAACAUUUGGAUGAUGACGUAUACCAUACCAUUCUUCGGCUUCAAAAACGGGAGCUUUUAUUUCAAAGGCACAAGUGGAAUAGAUAUAGAUUUGAGAAAAGUCGAUAUAGAUCAAUGCCCUACAAGCGGAAACGAUACUACCGUAAAUGUAUUCGCCGAUUCCGAUAAAUGCCAAAAUCGAUCCACUGUUUGUAUUCCGGUAGAGGGCCAAGGAUUCAGGAGAGGUUCUUACAGAUGCGUUUGCAAGAAAGGAUUUUAUUUCCCUUUCAAGGAGAGCCCAGAAAAAUAUUUCUUGGGAACUGAUAUGGAAGAUGAAUUCGAUAAAUAUAUAAAAAAUGGUCCAAACAAAUAUCAAGAGAUGAUAUGUUUACCAUGCCCUAAGGACUGCGAAGAAUGUGUCGACUUUAGGCCAUGCUCUGUCACCACCAAUAAAAUUUUAAGGAUAAUCAUUCUAUGCCUUCAAUGCAUGAUAAUGUGCGUAGUGCCGGCAUUGGCUUGGUUCACUUGGGCUUAUAGAGAUAUUAAAAUAGUCAAAGCUUCAAGUCCGGUGCUUCUAUAUAUAUUCCUAGCAGGAGCGCUAUUCUUAUAUUUGCCAGUUAUAGUUACCUUUCCAGAUCCGUCUACAGUAACAUGUACUAUGAAACUUUGGUUCAGGGAAAUAGGAUUCUCGAUAGCUUACGGUGCUAUCCUAUUCAAAACCUGGAGGAUUGCUAGAGUAUUUAGAGUUAGGUCUGCAGCCAAGAUCAAGAUAACGGAUAUGGAUUUAAUCAAGAGGAUGGGAAUCAUAGUAGCCACCUUCCUGGUUUUGGUUAUAGCUCGAACAAGCGUAUCGCCGGCUAAUGUUACCACGAUAUACAACAAGGAACACUUAAAAGCCUACCUUUGCGUAACGGAUUGGUGGGAUUACUCUAUCGCUUUAACCGAACUAGCACUCUUACUUUGGGGCAUCAAACUCAGCUUCGACGUUCGCAAGGCCCCCUCCGAAUUCAACGAAAGCAAAUUUAUAUCGAUGGCCAUUUACAACGAAUUUUUGCUUUCACUGUUCCUCAAUAUAUCCCUAUUCUUCCUUCAAACAUAUGGUGAUCCGGACCUAUUGUACAUAAUAUUAUUUAUCCACUGUCAAUUAACAACGACAUCUUUACUAGGAUUGAUAUUCGGAAAUAAAAUUUACUCGAUAUACAAGGGUUUGGGAAACAAAGCCGGAGGAACUAUCGAUCAGGCAAUUAAGAACAAGUUCUUCAAAGGCAAAGUUGGUGGAACCGAAAAUAAGAGCCAAGCGGCAUCCUUAUUGUCUCAAAGCGGUGAUACAAGUUACGCUAACAUCAAGGACCAGGAUACGGCGGCUGAACUGAAACGAUUAUACGCGCUCGUUGAGGCCAUGAAGAUUCAAAAUAUGAAAUUGGGGAAUCGCCACAUCCCGGGUUACAACAACAUUCUCAAGGCGAAAAUCUUGAAGAGCAAAAGCACUUCCCAUUUCAAAAAAUCUUUCAGCACCAAACGCAAAAAUUUGAUACGUAAAUUUUCUAACGAUUUACUAGACUCCAUAACGGAUUCGUUGUCUUCCCCUCAACACCCCGCAUCUUCUUCUAACAAGAACAGACGCGCGAUGCAAAAAACUUCCAAGUAUUGGAAGGAGAGGAUAGAUACGGCGUCGUCGGUGAUCGAUAAGUUCAGAGAUAGCAAUAAAAAAAAACGAGUGAGGGCUCUGGGAGGUAAAAACGUUCUUACAUCCAGUAGGGAUAGUAGGCUGAACGGUCAAUCGUCACCCUCGAGGAGUAGGUUAGGAAGUAGUUCAAUGAUCAUUCAUUCGGGGUCUUCCAUCUUCCAACAACCGCUAAAAGAAGAAACAGAACGGGAUCACGGAGGAGAAGCGGAAGAUAAAGGAGGCGGAAUUAAGAUGAAGAACGGUUUAGCAUCUACCGAUAAUCCUUCCUAUCGUAAGCGACGCCAGGGCUGGUUCUAAAAGGAAAAAAAUAGUCGCGGGAGACGUCGUCAGGAAAAAGGGAAUACUAGCGGGACCGAAAAAGGCGCUAGUGAUCCAAAACGAAAUCUUUACGAUAACCGCCCAACCUAACCCCGAAAGGGAUGCCAAACUAAUUUACGUGAUCAAACCGAGAUUCGUUACCUCGUUUUCGUUAGACGAACCCGAAAAAGCUUAUAAGACGUAUCUCCCUCGUAACAUAACCAUUAACUUCGAUAACGGGGAUAUCAGCAUUUGAACGAACGUGCUAAACACGAAAUCCACACAAUUUAUUAUGCAAUUAAAUUUCUUUCUUAUUUAUUUUUAAAAAGAAACCAAUAUUUCAUAAUUGAAUAGGAUAUAAAAAAUGGGUGUAUAUUAUAAU
Messenger RNA from Gordionus sp. m RMFG-2023, 4453 nucleotides. Its product is annotated as metabotropic glycine receptor-like. Bases 208 to 4071 code for a protein of 1287 amino acids. The transcript has 12 exons. Gene Ontology annotation, cellular component: membrane. NCBI's taxonomy places the organism in Eukaryota, Metazoa, Nematomorpha, Gordioida, Chordodea, Parachordodidae. Gene Ontology annotation, molecular function: G protein-coupled receptor activity. The record is from RefSeq and is a predicted model, not a curated record. Gene Ontology annotation, biological process: G protein-coupled receptor signaling pathway.